Molecule: messenger RNA, 228 nt
Organism: Merops nubicus (carmine bee-eater)
Lineage: Eukaryota; Metazoa; Chordata; Aves; Coraciiformes; Meropidae
Gene: TMEM238
Product: transmembrane protein 238
Exons: 1
Coding region: 1-228 (75 amino acids)
Source: RefSeq, a predicted model, not a curated record
AUGGCCCUCCUCAAGCUCAUCGGCCGGUGCCCUGUGGUACUCCUCCUGGCUGUGCUGUUCGAUGUGAUCGGGCUCAUCAUCCUCUUUGUGGGAAUUUUUGCUCCUCUAAGCUCCUGGGACUUCUUCAUUUACUCAGGAGCUCUGCUGCUCGCCUCCAGCCUCAUCUUCUGGAUCUUUUGGUACACAUUCAACAUCGAGGUCUCCUUUAAGGAGAUGGGUUAUAACUGA